Molecule: messenger RNA, 3107 nt
Organism: Dicentrarchus labrax (European seabass)
Lineage: Eukaryota; Metazoa; Chordata; Actinopteri; Moronidae
Gene: fgf7
Product: fibroblast growth factor 7
Exons: 4
Coding region: 807-1415 (202 amino acids)
Biological process (GO): animal organ morphogenesis; lung development; positive regulation of DNA-templated transcription
Cellular component (GO): cytoplasm
Molecular function (GO): type 2 fibroblast growth factor receptor binding; growth factor activity
Source: RefSeq, a predicted model, not a curated record
AUGCAAAUUUUCUCAAAGUAUUUAGGAGUGCAUACCAAGGAGAGCCUGCUAUUCUAAGAGUUUAUAGCUCCCUCUCAUGUCCGGUGGGUGAGUGACAGUGAGAAGCAGGCAGAGGGUGUUUCUCCAUUGCAUCUUGGCCAGGGACAGCUGACUGGUUGGGAUCUAAUUGCUCUCAAGUGAGGUCAGCAGAAGGCAUUUAUCUAAGCAGAGUGCACAGCGACAGUGGAAGAUGCACAGAGUCAGCCUGCCAGAAUCAGGGAGACAUCCAUGGGAAUUGACAGAAGCUCCCAGCUCUUGCUUAGAUUUACUGCAUUACUGGGCUUGGUUUACAACUGAAACUACAGCUUUAGAACUAAAGAGUCUUCAAAUUAAAACUCUUGCUGAAAGGGAAAACACCUCUGACAACUCCUGUCGUCACUCAGAGCACAUUGAUAUCCUACAUAACAUUUCCUGAACUGGAUUAUGACGUCCCUUGUCGGAUUAUGGUCUCAAGAGGAUGGAGCCGUCAACGCACACCAUCACUGAGGACUAAAGAGAGGCAACAACUCAUAAUACUUCCACCUGUCUUCUUCUUCACACCACUCUCCAGCUUCAGCCAACACCAACCCGCUUCACAAAGUGUCCUCCACAACCACCCUGUCUCAACAUCCCACUAGGAAUCCCUGCUGCAGCAACAGGGACCCGGAGGUCCCAACACAAGUGUCACAAGUCAGGGAUCAGGGGAUCGCUGGGCUGAGGGAUAGCACACAGAUCUCUAUCUCACAUUUCAGUAUGUUGUUCAUUGAUUCCCACUGCAUUGUAUUAUAAUGCGCAAAUGGAUGCUGACAUGGAACCUUCAAAAUCUGUUCUCGGGACUGUACCUGCAUGCAAUCUUCCUGUUCGGCAGUGUGUGUGUGGUCUACAGUGACUGCACUCCAGAGCAACUUGCCGCCAUCAUGAACUGCUCCAGACACGAGCGCCACACCAGGAACUACGACUACAUGGAGGGAGGAGAUGUGCGCAUCCGACAGCUGUUCAGCCGCACGCAAUGGUUCCUGACAAUUGAUGACAAUGGCAACAUCAAUGGGACUCAAGAUCCUACCAACUGCCACAGUAUCCUGGAGAUCAGGACAGUGUCUGAAGGCGGCAUACUGGCUAUCAAAGGCGUGAAGAGCCAGUUUUAUAUCUCUAUGAGCAAGGCUGGACAGCUGCAAGGCAAGAGGAUCUACAAUGAAAACUGCAACUUCAAGGAGGUUUUCCUAGAAAACUACUUCAAUGCUUAUUCCUCUGCAAAGUGGACUAAAAAUGGCAAAGAAAUGUUCAUAGCCCUGUCUCAAAAGGGAAGGCCAAUGCGAGGGAAGAGGACCAGGAGGGAGCAUAUAGCAUCUCACUUCAUCCCGAUGAAGUGCAGGGAGGAGGAGAGGAGGGUGGACUGAAAAAGCAGAGGACUAAUGAGUCGUAAAUUGUGUAUGACUUCAAUCACAUAUAUGUUAACAGACACAUAUAUACUCAUUACCAACAUCACGCUCCACUCUCCUCCAUUUGUAGAUUUGUUAUGUUAUAAUAUGUUGUAAUAUCCAUAAGAUAAAGAAACAGAUAUCAGACGACAUUAAACUAUCCCAAACAUUCUCAAAGAAGACGCUGAAACUAGAAAAUACUAAAAUAUUUCAAUUAACUUUGACUGGUAUACAAACUGUAAAUCCACAACUCGAUGUUAUUGUUAUUUUGAGUUAAAUAUCAUAUUUCCUUAUAAAACAGUUAAGUAUUUUCUUAUAAAACAGUAAAAUGUAUUAUGAACAGUCGGGAUUGUAUCCUUUUCCAAAGAUGAUCUACACCCGGCCAGUUGAGGAGACCUGUAUGAUCAACAGAAAGGUCCAGCAUAGAGAUAUGGCUUGACCACGAUGUGCUGAAGCAAGCUGGACUUGUCUUUUAUUAAUGGUACAAGUGCUCAGAGCACGCAAAAAACAAACAGAGGCACGAUGAAUUACAAUAACAUGUUCAGAAGAGUAAGUAGGGUUUGAGAAUGAUCUAUUCUGAUCUGUCUGUCCUUCCUGCAUUGAGAACUCUGGUCAGAUGCAUUGUAGCUGUUCACUGAUUCCCUCUUCAUUAUCAAGGUGUGAUUUUGAAAUGCUAAAACAUUCUGCUGCUGCUGAAAAGAUAUCCAGAUUAAAAUACAAAGUGAACAUAAUAAAUGUGUAUGCUAUGCAAUCUCUUUCCAUCAAAAUUAAUAAUCCUAUACACUAUAACAUCACAUAUUUAUUUAUAAGGAGAUUUGUUUUUAGUUAGUGUUAAGACAUUCCCAUUUUUACUAAGUAUGACUAAGAUAAAACAUUUACCAGGAGGUCCACUUAUAUUUACCACACCUAAUCAAUACUAAUUUCAAUCUUAAAGGCCAACUCUCUGCAUGACAUCACUGCAAUAUGCCCAUACUAACUGAUGAGUUAUAUGUUAAAGUGUCCUGUUUUCUUACAGUGUGCAUUGUUGCACAUUACUGGGCAACUGUUGAAGUACAGUGAGAUUGAGUUAGAAAGUUAGUGUGUUUUUUUAACAUUAUAAGAUAUAAAAAUCUCACAGUAACUAGCUUAAGUUCCUUUGGUUAACACGUGACAGUUACCUACUUACACAUCCAGCAGAAAGAGAGCAACACAGGACAUGUUUGGUGUCAUUUUUCUUGUAUUCACAAGCACUUUUUCCUGCUUUGGUCAGACAGUUUUUAAGAAGAAUAUCUGGCACUCGUGAACUAAAUGUUCUACCUUUCGUCCAAAGCCACUCUGUCAAUCAGCAAGCCAUUAUUUCACCUGGUAAUGUACAACCCAUAUCUGUGAACAGUGUCUUGAUUCUUAAUUUGAUUCUUGAACUAGCAACAAUUUCACAUUAUAAGAAGUAUUUUAAUUCAAUGUUAAUGUAAAAAAUAUUGCUUUGUUAUAUUGCAACCUCAGAAAGAAAAAUCUGCAUAUGAACCAUGCCUUUAUUCUGCCACUGAUGAGACUAUGGAGCUGAGCAGCGAGCUCUAGAGUAAGAUGAAGAGAAAGAGGUUCUGCUGACAUACUGUGAUACUGUGUAACUUCAACACACCCUCGAUAACUCAAUAAAUCUGAUUUGAGAAAUAAAGUUUUUUUUACAAUUUG